AUGAAAGUUAAAUUAAUUUUAGGAGAAUACGCAUAUCUUUAUCAUGGAAAUUUGGAAUUAUAAGCGAUCUUCAAUUUCAUUAAAAAUAUUACUUAAUAUUAAUUCAUUUUAAAAUGGAAAGAUUAGGAUGAAGAAAUGAUAAGAAUAAUUAGACCAUAAGAUCUAAAAUAUUGUGUUGAUAUUGCUAGUAAAUAAAAAUAAACACUUCGUCUUUAUAUCUAAGAAUGUCUACCUAAUUUUUAGUUUAAUAUUCAAAAAUAAGAUCAAUAAUCAUAAAUCCAGCAAUCUAUGUUAUAAUCUAAUAUUUAAUAAGGAUAAUUCAGUAAUUAAAUUGAAUAAGGGUAUCCUCAAAUAAAGAAAGAAAUGACAUUUAAUGGAAGAUUUAGUAAUGAAAAUGACAGUAAAUAAAUAAUAUUUGAUUCAAAAUAGACAUAAAAAUAGUUUUAAUAAAUUGCAUUAAAAUUUAUGCAAGAAGUAUAUCCAGGUUUAUAAUUUGAUUAGGAUGAUAACAAUGAAAAAGAUUAAAUAGAAUAUAUGUAAAAUACUUCAUUAUAGUUUGGUUAAAUUGAUUAAAUAAAUCCAAGAAAAAUUUAAUCUAGAUAAAAUACAGAAAAGAUGACACCUUAAUGGAAGGAAAAAUAAUAAGAUGAAAACUACAUUCCAGAUAAUCUAUAAAAUGAAAAUAAAUAAGGUUUAAAUUUAAAGAUAGAUGAUAAUUCAAAUUCAGAUACAAUACUCUCAUAACGAUAAAAUGAUAAUUUUGAAGAUACCUAUUUUUGUGAUUAUUGUUCCGAAUAAAUAGAAAUUAAAAAUAUAUACAAAUGUUUGAAUCUUGAUUGUUCAGAGCUUCAUUUUUGUAAAUAAUGUCUUGAGAAUUUUGGUAAAGAUAAAUUACAUGAUCAUGAUUUAGUAGAAUUAAUAAAAAUUAUUUGA
Paramecium primaurelia is the source of this 933-nucleotide messenger RNA. The record is from the annotation of a GenBank genome assembly. NCBI's taxonomy places the organism in Eukaryota, Ciliophora, Oligohymenophorea, Peniculida, Parameciidae.